Messenger RNA from Girardinichthys multiradiatus, 3041 nucleotides. RefSeq names its product glycoprotein (transmembrane) nmb (gene gpnmb). Gene Ontology annotation, molecular function: integrin binding. Gene Ontology annotation, biological process: cell adhesion. The record is from RefSeq and is a predicted model, not a curated record. NCBI's taxonomy places the organism in Eukaryota, Metazoa, Chordata, Actinopteri, Cyprinodontiformes, Goodeidae. The transcript has 12 exons. The coding region runs from base 165 to 2051 and encodes 628 amino acids.
UUAGAGGACAUCCCUGCAGACAGGAGGGGAGAAGGUGCUGUGCGAGGAGAGGGAACCACAAGCUGGAUCGGUCCGGUCAGAAACAGUUUUCGCAGGUUGUAAAACUGAGUUAUUGUUUUUUUUAAGAUUAGAAAAUUUGCUUCCCCUGUUCUGGACUGGUGGUCAUGGGCAUCCUGCAGAAUUUGUCUCUCUUGGCUUAUUGCGCCUGCUGUGUUUACCAAGCUGAUGGGCGAAAAACAUAUCGUGAUGUUUUCCCCCACAAGCAUUCAUUAGCUGGCAAGUUUCCGUUUCCAGUCCCGACAGUCCCUGGAUGGGAGCCUGACACCAAUCCAUGGAAUGAUUACCUUUACCCACCAUUAAACUCAAAGUCAAGAGAGCUCAUGCAUCACAGGGGUAAACCAAAGGUCCGCCUGACCAGCGACAGCCCGGCACUCAAUGGCUCAUGUAUAACAUUUACUGCCAAGUUGGAGUAUCCUCCGUGCCAGAAGGAAGACGCCAACGGGGACCUUGUCUGGGAUGAGCACUGCGAGGAUGGUAUGGAGCUGGAGGCCUCAGCCAACGGACAGCUUCGUUCAGGCUAUGUGUAUAACUGGAUUUCUUGGUUGGAUGAUUAUGGUUUUGGGAAGUGCACAGACACAACAAAAUGUAAUGUGUUCCCUGAUGGGAAGCCAUUCCCGCAGAGCAAUGACUGGAGGCGCAAGAGCUACGUCUAUGUUUGGCACACAAUGGGCCAGUACUAUGAAACAUGCGAUGGCUCAUCCUCCAGUGUGACCAUCAACACCACUAAUAUCCCACUGGGGGCAGAAGUCAUGGAGGUAAUGGUCUACAGGAAGCGUGAGCGCAGGAAGUACAGCCCCCUCACCAAUGAUAACACCGUCUUCUUAGUCACAGAUAAGAUCCCACUGGCAGUUGAAAUCUCCCAGAGGUCUGCAGUCAACAAGACUGCCGGUGUUUUCAUCCGUGGAGAGGAGAUUGUGUUCAAGGUGCAACUCCAUGACCCCAGCGGCUACCUAAAGACAGCUGCUUCAGUGGACUACAUCUGGGACUUUAGAGACGGCAACCAGCUCGUAACACACCGCGAGGUGACCACACACACCUACAGCACACUGGGGACGAUGAAUGUGAAGCUGGUGGUGGAGGCUGCAUUUCCUGAGGAGUGUCCACCCACUUCUGCCACUCCGACUCCAAGGCGCCCCACAUUGCCACCUCUCACAGUGGCUCCCACAACUCUUCCAGCGACCCACAUUGUCACAACCAAGAGCAAGACAACACUGGUGCCACCCAAGACCAGCCAGCCUGUUAAUUCAUCCACUUCCUCUACUGUGACGACUGGCUUUUCCACAACAGAGCCUCUUCCUUCUACUGGUGCCACCAAAACCAACCCCACCACCCUGCCUUGGCUCCGAAGCAGGGGUCUUAACAGCAACGAGUGUUUCCGUUAUGCCUACGGGACCUUUUCAGGCAACAUCACCAUAGUUGAGCCAAAGCACCCACUAAGGAACCGGCUAGACAGUCGCAUUGUGGGCGUGUCGGCUGCCAGGAUGACCAACACUGAUGUCAACUUCCACGUGAAAUGUCUGGGCAGCAUCCCCACUUCAACCUGCACCAUUGUGUCAGACCCCAGCUGCACUCAGGUGCACAACAUCAUGUGCGAUGAUGUGCCGCCGUCGUCAGAGUGUGUGGUGCAUCUGCAGCGAAGGUUUCUGGAACCCGGCACCUACUGCGUGAACAUCACCCUGGAGAACUCCAGCAGCAUGGCACUUGCCAGCACCACGAUCACCAUCAGCAAGUCCUGGGAUGCACCCGUGCCUAAAACUCCAAGCACUGCCCUGGUGGUUCUUACUUCAAGCGCCGUGCUGGUGGCAGUCUUUGCAAUUAUUGCCUACGUGAUCUACCGGCGUCACAAGGUAUACCGGCCCAUCCGAAGGUCAGUGGUCGAGGACGCCUGUGCCCGUUCUGGUGCUGCAGGUCACAUGGUUCGCCUGAGGGAGGUGCUCUCCCGCUCCAGCGAGGAGAGCCGCCACCUGCUGACUGAAAGACACUCUUUGUAGUGUUUUGGGUAUUGCAUUGAAUAAGCUUUCCUCUUGUACUUUAAAAUAAAAAAGACAGAUUAUCACUUGUGAACUGAAGUGAAGCCAAUUGAUAUUAACAGCACGUUGUGUCCUAAUUUAGAUUGUCUAGUGUGUUGUCUUCAGCCAAACCUAAUGCUAUUCAGAUGAAAGGAUAUACUAAAGAGGUUGUUUAACUUAGUGCGGGCUUGGAUUCCAUUUGCCGUAGAGAGGUUUCAAUCAGUCAUAUUGGUACCUUUGAUUAAAAGGAAUAUAUGGAAUUUUAACAUUGAUUUACACCUUUUUCCUCAAAUUAAUAAAACCUUCACGUUUUUUAAAUUACUCUUAACCAUUUAAACAUUAAAAUGCAAGUCCCAAAUAAUUUAAAAGCAUAAUGUCUUAAAGUUGUCUAACCACUCAUCUCCUUAAUGUCUGCUUCAUACCUUUUUUUCAAAUGUAAUUAAUUCAUGGGUUCUUAUGACCAAUAAAGAUUGUUUAGUGCUCUCCUAAAUGGAGUAGAUGAAAAAUCAUGUUCAAUGUUUGCUGAGAGUACAUGGAAGGAUGACAGGAGAGACAUCUGGCCUCCUGACAGUACACUGCAUGUUUUAAUGUGACAACAGGUUUUUUUGUAUCCUUUAUGAUGUGCAAAUCACAGAAAAAUGCAGGCAAAAGAGCCGAUUUGAGUAUGAAAUAUCGGCACCGAGUAUGUAUGCAGCACAGAUCAAGAAAUAACACUGAAGUUCAUAUUCAGCAGUUACGGGGUUAAAGAUCAGUUUUUGUUUUUACAAAUCGCUUAAGUUGCUUUAGAAAAUGGCAAAAAAGCAGUAAUAUCUGGCAACUCAAAUAUUAUCCCAUACCAUUUUCUUCUAUCCAGUAAAAGAAAAUGCAUCUGUUACUUUCCUGAAGAAACUAUGCAGUACUGUAUUUUUUGCUAGCAAAGUACACUGAAAAUGACAACACAACUGGAUAAUAAAGUAUGCAAGUACUUCAAAA